This is a messenger RNA of Aspergillus nidulans FGSC A4, 1340 nucleotides long. RefSeq names its product ketopantoate reductase family protein. The coding region runs from base 1 to 1275 and encodes 424 amino acids. Lineage: Eukaryota; Fungi; Ascomycota; Eurotiomycetes; Eurotiales; Aspergillaceae. The record is from RefSeq and is a predicted model, not a curated record. The transcript is spliced from 2 exons. Gene Ontology annotation, molecular function: 2-dehydropantoate 2-reductase activity. Gene Ontology annotation, biological process: pantothenate biosynthetic process.
AUGUUCGGAGCCCGUCCGCUCUUGCGAGCAGCGGCCUCAGAACUAUGCGGCUUCAGAGGGCCUGUAUCUACGCAGGUAUUAAUUAAACGACCGGCAUCAACAUGGACACAAGACGUCGAUGAGAUAGCGAGGGAAAGUGGACAAUCUCGACUAUCUGGGCGCAUUCAUAUUCUCGGAGUCGGAAACAUUGGCACUUUUGUCGCUCACUCGCUCGCAAGUCGGCCAUCUCCACCGCCUAUCACGCUUCUUAUGCACAAUCCAGAAGUCUACCAAACGUUCCAGAAACGGAAGCAGACUUUGGCCAUCAAUAGCCUUGGACUAGACGAUAACAAAACUGGGUUUGACGUCAAUGUCUUCUCUGAUGGAACCUGGCGCUCAGUACCAUAUGUGAACACGAAGGAAGAACAAAUUGAGUGCUUAGUAGUCUCCGUCAAAGCACCUGCGACUGUAUCUGCUUUGGAGAGUGUCCGUCACCGAUUGACGCCCAAGUCCACUGUGUUGUUCAUCCAGAACGGCAUGGGGAUCAUUGACGCGGUCAACGAACGAGUUUUUCCGGAUCCUGGACAGCGUCCGCAUUACAUGCUUGGUAUCAUCAGUCACGGUCUUGCUCAACGGAGUGGCAGGUUUCACGUCACACACACCGGUGUGGGCACAACGAUUCUGGGUCCUGUCCCUUCACAAAACUCUGGCAGGUCAUCGUCACUCGACAAGGCUUCGGAUUGGGCUCCUAGCACCAAAUAUCUACUGCGCACAUUGACCCUCACGCCGCCUCUGGUUGCUGUUGCAGAACCCCCCUCCUCCAUUAUGCUGUACCAGCUGGAGAAGCUGGCGAUGAACUCCGUAAUCAAUCCAUUGACUGCUCUGAUGGACUGUCGAAAUGGAGAGCUUUUGUAUAAUUAUAGCUUCACACGUGUGAUGAGAUUACUCCUACUUGAAAUCUCAAACGUGAUCUGCAGUCUACCGGAACUACAAGGUAUACCUGGAGUCGAGAGCCGUUUCUCUCCGGAGCGUUUGCGCUGGAUGGUAACGCAACUUGCCAGCAAAACAGCGAAAAACCAUAGUUCCAUGUUACAGGAUAUACGAGCUAACAGAACGACCGAGAUCGAGUUUCUGAACGGAUACAUUGUGCGAAAGGGCGAGGAACUUGGCAUCAAAUGCGUGGUGAAUUACACCAUGAAACACCUGGUUCUUGCAAAACAGCGAGAAUCUCGACGACAGGAAUCCAGCAUGAUUCCCAUUGACAUCCCUGACGAGCCCAGGGACAGCAAACUUUGACCCUUAACAUCCCUUAACAUAGCGUAGCAUUAUAUCUCAACAUAACACUGUCUUCAAGGCUAUGC